CACCGUAAUAUGAAGUCAAUAUUUGCAUACAGAGUUGAGUCAUGCAAUGAUCAUAAAAGCCCAAAACUGUUUAAAAAAGAAAGCAUUGAAGAGCAAUAAGCCCCACAAUGUCCUAUCAUCAAUGCAGAUUGCAGAAAAGCCUCAUUUUUGCACAACCAUACAAGCAAACUAACCCCAUCUAGGUGUCUUCAACAUUGAAAAAUGGGGAAGAGCUGGCUCCUCCUGGCUUUUAUACUUUGGCAGAUAAUUCCAAAUGAAGCGGCCAUCGCUGUGGGCGGUGGUGUUGGCAUUGGCAUCGGUAAUGCAGGGGGUGUUGGUGGCGGAGGUGUUUGGAUUGGUGGAGGAAUCGGCAGCAACACCCCAACUCCUUCAGUCCCUUCAGUGUCAAAGCUGAGCAGUGCUUACACUGCUCUCCAAGCAUGGAAGUCUGCAAUCGCUGAUGACCCAAUGCGGAUUUUGGAGACUUGGGUUGGCUCAGAUGUGUGUUCUUAUAAAGGGGUGUUUUGUGCAGAUCCCCAAGGUGGUGUGGCUUCUGAACCAUUCGUUGCUGGCAUAGAUCUCAACCAUGCAAAUCUACUAGGCACUCUAGUUAGUGAACUCUCUGUUCUCACUGAUAUUUCGAUCCUUCACCUUAACAGCAACAGGUUCUCAGGCACAGUUCCCGACAGUUUCAGAGAACUUUCAUCACUUCAAGAGUUGGAUCUCAGUAACAAUCGUUUGUCAGGUCCUUUCCCUACAGUCACUUUAUACAUGCCAAAUCUUGUUUAUUUGGACCUUAGGUUCAACAGCUUCUCGGGUCCUGUCCCUCAAGAUCUAUUCAACAAAGGACUCGAUGCAAUCUUCCUCAACGACAACCAAUUCGAGGGUGAAAUCCCUCAAAAUCUGGGAAAUUCACCAGCUUCUGUGAUAAACUUGGCUAACAACAAAUUCAGUGGGAACAUCCCAUCUAGUUUUGGCCUCUUGAGUUCAAAAUUGAAGGAGAUUUUGCUUCUUAACAACAAGUUAACAGGUUGUAUUCCAGAAGGAAUUGGGCUUUUCUCAGAGAUGCAAGUCUUCGAUGUGAGCCACAACUCGCUGAUGGGUCAUUUGCCAGACACAGUAUCUUGCCUAAAUGACAUUGAGGUUCUCAAUUUGGCACACAACCAGUUAUCUGGUGAGCUACCUGACUUGGUUUGUUCCUUAAGGAGCCUCAUGAAUUUGACAGUUGCCUACAAUUUCUUCUCUGGGUUCAGCCAAGAAUGCUCCAAAUUAUUCAUCAGAAAUGGCGGUUUUGAUUUCUCCCUCAAUUGCAUCCCUGGUAGAGACAUGCAAAGACCACAACCAGAGUGCUCUGGAAUCCCAGGAAGUGGGCUGAGUUGUCUGAGAAUUCCUUCGGCACAGCCUCUUGUUUGCGGGACAUUGCUAGGGAACUUGGAGGCUAAUCUAACCUCAUCAUCAUCUCCAUGAAUCUCAUUACAAACCAAGUUACUGUCGUUCCACAACAGGUUGGUGAUGGUUAUCAAAUUGUCCCAUUCGUUUCUUCAUGGAUUUCAGUCACAUCUUUGUUAUAUGAUAUUAUAUGUCUUUGAAUGGGUAAGAUAUGCUGAGGUAAUUGAGAAAGCCAGAAAGGGAUUGUAAAGAUUAUAAAUAGAAUAUUCAGGUAGAACUGAAAUACUUGUAUAAUCGGAUCUUGACUAUCCAAAUGAAAAAGGAAAAAAAAUCCGAUUAAAAAGACAGUAUUUCGUUUGUCUCAUUUCUUGUCCGUCUCAUUUGCCGUAUUCUGAUUUUCUGUGCAACUGCAGUUAGGCUCGCUUGUGAAUCUAAA
This is a messenger RNA of Gossypium raimondii (Peruvian cotton), 1804 nucleotides long. Its product is annotated as leucine-rich repeat extensin-like protein 4. Bases 202 to 1446 code for a protein of 414 amino acids. The record is from RefSeq and is a predicted model, not a curated record. Gene Ontology annotation, molecular function: protein binding. The transcript has a single exon. NCBI's taxonomy places the organism in Eukaryota, Viridiplantae, Streptophyta, Magnoliopsida, Malvales, Malvaceae.